UUCACUUCUUUGGGAAAAAAAAAAAAAAACUUUCCUUCCUCUUCAGCUGUAUCUCACUCAGCUGUGCUUUUUUACUGGCUGAGAAACUGGAAAUGAAAGCUCUACUUUCCUCCGUCGCAGCACCACUCACUUCCUAGUGACUAACUGUCAAAACGAGACCUAAAGCUCCUGACAGCUCUUCAGGUAGGACUGCUCGCAGACUGCCGGAGACCAGGACCGUUUGUGACUGUUGACGUGACUGGAAGAAAGACUUGCAUGGAGGGCAGACAGGCGGCAUGACAGAGGAGAAAUGUCCCCAGCUGGUGGACUACUUUGUAGUGGCAGGUCUCGACCCUGCAGGGCCCUGGAGGCCCUUGGAUGAGGAUGGCAAGACCUCCUACUCCUCCUCCUCCUCCUCCUCGACGUCCUCCUUGUCUUCGUCGGGCCGGGCAGUGGAGCCGGUGACGGACCUGGCGGUGAUCGCCAAGGGCCUCGGGGAGGAGGUGCCAGAGGGCUUCACCUGCAUCGAGAAGACACUGGGUGGACACUCGGCUGAGCUGAGCGCCGGCCUCAUCAACAACCCGCACUUGUACCUGUGCUACCGCAGAGGACGGGACAAACCACCCAUUCUGGAUCUGGGGGUUCUGUAUGAGGGGAAGGAGCAGCUGAAGCACGGCUGGUACGUCAUCGACACGACGCCCUACAGCCGCUCAGCAAACCUGAGCUCCGGUGGCGCCCCGACGGCUCACCGGGUGUUCCUGAUGUACCGGCGGGCUCUAGACUCACAGGGCCUCCACACGCUGGGCGUCACCGACAUUGCCCUGCUGCUGCCCAGCAAGGGCGAGGUCGCCCCGCACACUUUCUGUCGCGUCGACAAGAACCUCAACACCGGCAUGUGGGGUCCAGCCCUGUACGUGUGCUACAAGAGAGCUGUGGCUAAAGCCAACGCCUUGGUCUACGAAGCCAGUCUGAUCAGCCGGUACCCGGAGGACGACUUGGAGGCAUUUCCUCUGCCGGAGUCGGUGCCGGUCUUCUGUCUGCCGAUGGGCGUCACCGUGGAGAGCUGGCCUCUGAACACAAAGUAUCAGCUGCCCGUCUUCUCCACCUUCGUCCUCACCUCCGCCUGCGGGGACAAGGUGUACGGAGCAGCCAUCCAGUUCUACGAGUCCUUCCCCAGGGAGCUGCUGUCGGAGCGGCAGUGCGUGAGGCUCGGCCUGCUCAGCGUGGUCGACCGGCGGCCGAUCACCAACCGUAGCCUUCAGGUGAAGAAGAGCAUCUGCGUCCUCUCCCACUGGCCCUUCUUCACCGUCUUUCAGAAGUUUCUCACAUUUGUCUACAGAUACUCCAUCUCCGGGCCUCAUGUCCUGCCACUCGAAAAACACAUCUCCAGCUUCAUGCACAACGUCCCGUUUCCUUCCCCCCAGCGGCCUCGCAUCCUGGUUCAGCUCUCUCCAUAUGACAACCUGCUGCUCUGCCAGCCGGUCUCCUCCCCCCUCCCACUCAGUGGUGCAAGCUACCUGAAGCUGCUGCAGAACCUCGGCCCAGAGAAUGCGUGCACGCUGCUGCUCGCCGUCCUCACCGAACACAAGCUGCUGCUGCACUCGCUGCGGCCCGACGUCCUCACCUCCGUCAGCGAGGCCCUCGUCUCGAUGAGCUUCCCCCUGCGCUGGCUCUGUCCCUACAUCCCUCUGUGUCCGCUGCAGAUGGCUGAUGUGCUGCUGGCGCCGAUGCCCUUCAUCGUGGGUGUCCACUCCAGCUACUUCGACCUGUAUGACCCCCCCACAGACGUGGUGUGUGUCGACCUGGACACCAACACCAUCUUUCAGUCAGAGGAUAAGAAGCCGUUGUCAUGGCGAUCGUUACCCAGGAAGCACGGCAAGAUUCUGUUCAACACCCUCACCAACCUCCACAAGACCCUGGAGAAGAUUUGCACGCCAGGCCAGGAGGAGGCGACGCUGGAGUUCCUGCUGACCGACUACGAUCAGAUCUACAGGCGUCAGAAGCAGCUGGAGCUGGAGAUCCAGGAAGUGUUUCUACGCUUCAUGAGCUGCCUGCUGCGAGGAUACCGCACCUUCCUGCUGCCCAUCACACAGGCUCCAUCAGACACCACCACCGACUGCAGCUCCCUGUUCAACCUGCAGGGUUUCCUGAAGUCUCGGGACCGGACGCAGCAGAAAUUUUAUGGCCAGCUGACGAGGACUCAGAUGUUCACACAGUUUAUCGAGGAGUGUUCCUUCGUCAGCGACCGCCACGCCUGCCUCGAGUUCUUCGACGAGUGCGUCCAGAAGGUUGACGUGGAGAAGCCGGAGGAGGUGAGGCUUAUUGAUCUGGAUGAAACUCACAGUGGCGAACACACAGUCUUCAUCAUGCCUCCUGAGGAACCACAGGAACCUGAUGGGUCAGAGUGUCCCGCCCUCUACAGUUACGAGACCUUCCCCACCCUAAAGCCAGACCUCUUCGACCAGCCACAGGACCAGCUCCGUGUCCCAGCUAAAGGCAGCGCCCCCAGCAGCCCCGCCCCCCGACGCACAAAACAGGAGAUCAAGUUGGCCCAGAAGCGAGCUCAGAAAUACUCUGCAGUCCCAGACAUGUGGUCUAAGUGCCUGCUGGGUCACUGUUACGGCCUCUGGUUCAUCUACCUGCCCACCUUCGUUCGGGCAGAGAGUGCCAAGGUCCGCGCCCUGCACACGGCAUACGACGUCCUCAAACACAUGGAGAACCGCAAGGUGGUGCUGCCGGACGAGGUGUGUUACCGGAUCCUGAUGCAGUUGUGCGGUCUGUACGGUCAGCCGGUCCUCGCUGUUCGAGUCCUGCUGGAGAUGAAAAAGGCGGGAAUCACACCAAACACCAUCACCUAUGGCUACUACAACAAGGCAGUGCUGGAGAGCAAGUGGCCGUCCACCAAUCAGGGUGGGCGUCUCCGCUGGGCCAAGCUGAGGAACGUCCUGUUGGCCGUGGCCCAGUUCAGACAGCCAGUCAAAAGGCGUCAGAAGAGCGGCUCUGUGGGGUCACGGGGAGAAGCAAUGGUGGACCCUGAUCAGAGGCUCCGCCCCCAGUCCACUCUGAUUCGUCAGUCCAGUUGGAGCGGUCUGUCUGAAAGCUCCAGUCAUGAGUCGCUGACCGGCCCCCUGUUGAAGAGCAACAGUCUAAACAGCAUGAAAACAACUGACAAGGUCAAACUCUGUAAGAAGACCGUGCUCCACACUACUGGGACCAACGGCUGCGGUGACGCCAUCUCCCAUAAACCUCCCCUGGGACUAAGAGACACCUCCACCCCUCCUCCGGCGCCCCCCGGUGCUGUUCUGGUUCGGCGGAGUCAAGUCUGCCUCUCCAACUUCUACAAAGAGUGUGCCGAGUCGGCCGACUCUGAGCCGGACUGCAGCUGUCAGCCUGCGGAGAGAAAUGGCAGACCUGCGGCAGCACGUGACUCAGCUGGCAGGAACAAGGCUGUAGAUGAGAACUACAACCAUGUAUCUUCCCCGAGCCGAGGAGGUCUGGCAGGGAAACUCCAGCAGCUCCUCACCCCAACCAGACACCGAGUGUCGGUGCGACGAGCCGCCAGCGUGGACGACCGACGGCCAGGUGGAGGAGGGGGAGGAGGGAUUGGACGAAGAGUGUCUGAGCAGAGACAGUCCAGGAAAGCUCAGGUGGCAGAGACACUGCUGAAAGCCAAGGACAGGCUGGUCAGCGCUACCUCAGAGAGUUCGUUGUCUGUAGGAAGUGACCUGGACUUGACAGACACACCCAGUCCAGCGUAUCCUCUGCGCAGGUCCUGGGACGCCAAUCAGGAGGGGGCCGGGCUGGAGGUGUCGAUGUCCAGCUGCUCUCUGUGUCGCAGCUGUAACUCUCUGGUUUAUGAUGAGGAGAUCAUGGCCGGUUGGACGUCAGACGACUCCAACCUGAACUCGUCCUGUCCGUUCUGUUGCGCCUCUUUUGUCCCCUUCCUCAACGCUGAGAUCUGUGACCUCGGACCUGUCAGCAGUGCGGAGCGCAGCAACUGGAACGCAGAGGAUGAAGUGGAGAGUGCGGUGAGGCCCCCCAGUGGUCAGGAGGCCUCCCUGCGACACCAGUGUAACGGUCUGAGCGAGGACUCCAGCUCUGAAACCAGCAGCUACUCAGAGAACAGCAGAACCACCACGGGUUCGUCAGUGGGUGGGGCUCCUCAGGUGACGGUGGCUUACCUUAGUCCUCUGGUUCUGAGGAAGGAGCUGGAGAGUCUGCUGGAGAACGAGGGCGAGGCAGUCCUGGCUCAGCCUCAGUUCCUGGACAGCCACUCCAUCAUCUUCUGGAAUCUGGUCUGGUACUUCCAGCGUCUCGGUCUGCCCAGUAACCUGCUCCAGCUGGUCAGAGCCUCAUCACUGGUCAGCCAGUUCACACAGUCGGAGAGCUCAGCAGUGAGGGUGAGGCUCCUCUGGGACACCCUGACUCCCGACACAGACCAGUGGCCCCCCCUCUACAUCCUCUGGAGGAUCCACAGUGGCAUCCCGAUGAGAGGCUACAGCUGGAGGAGACACAACCACCCAUUCACCCUGUCCUUCCUGGAGGAGGUGCUGCGCUGGGUCGGCAUGAAUGAGGUGCACAAAGCCGUCACGCUCUUCUUGGAUACGCUGGCCAAACAGCCAGGGUCGCCCAGAAUACAGAGGAGUUUGUACAGAGAGUUCCUCUUCCUCACUCUGGCAGCUAUGGGCAAAGACCACGUUGCUGCAUUUGAUAAGAAGUACAAGGCGGCGUACUCUCGGCUCAGCAGCACUCUGGGUCGCGAGGAGCUCCGAAAGAAGCGGCUUCUGCCUCCCAGCCCCAAAGCCAUCGACUGCAGACGAAGCUUCCACCCGCCUCUCGAAUGCUGAUCCACCCGAGGAACAAAACGUUCAGUCCUUUCAUGGGGAAACGGCAAACCCAGGAUCCCUGCUGCCUUCACCUGCUUGUAUUCUUCACCUCUCUGCUUCCUCCUGGUGGACGUCAGGGUGUCACACUCCUUCCUGUCCUCUGCACCUCUGUUUGCCUUGUUGGUGUGAAAUCAGGCGCUCUUUGUCUCCAUUAAAGAUCCUGAAAGUUGAUGCAGCAGCAGACAGGGUGGAACGUGCUCCGCAGCAAUCUAUGCAUCAGUCUGUAACGUGCCGUCGUGCAUCGUCUGAAGGCAAGAAAAUGUUUAGAAAUUCGGGUUUGUGCAUGUCCAGAGGAAUCGGCUGUGUCGGUGUGAACUUAGUUUUUUCCUUGUCGUUAGUACUGGCUGAGAAUCUUCUGACUGAUGGAGGGAAAGUUUUAACUGCAGAGUUACAGGAUGUCAGAUUUACCUGAUCAAGAAAAAGACGUUAUCAUCUCUUUGUCUGUGUGUUUGUCUGGUUGCCAGUAUGAUGACAGUGUGGUUAGGUUUUUAAAAGGGAUUAAGGUCAGGAAGGUCACUCAAACUUCUGAAGAGCAAAGUUUUCAUAUAAAACACUGACUUGUUGGACAGUGUUAAAGUCACGUUGAACUGGAAAGGCUCUGCCUCUCAUUCCUCAAAUCAGGAGAAAACAAACGAACAGGAAACUGUUCAGGAUAAUCCAGAACUGCAGCUCUCGAAAAGAUUCACUUAAAUUCAGUUAGAUAAUACGUUCACCUUCACAGAGCGACAAAGGUCGGUGAGGUCAGAACUGAAAGGACAGUUUCAUCAGUUCCAAGGCUCUGGAUCUCUGUCCGCUGUCUCACAUUUUUCUGUUGCUGUUCUGACUGACAACUGUUUUCCUGAGUCUGAAUAGUUUUAUUCUUAAAGUGAAUGAACAAAUACACAUUUAACGCCGUGAACAUGAAGACCUGAGUCAUGUUUAUUCCCCUAAACACUGAUUUUUGUUGUGUCAUCAUGUCAAACCAGGCGCUCAGCAGAGAGCCACUUGUUUCUGUCUGUCUGUCUGUCUGUCUGUCUCUCUGUCUGUCUCUGUCUGUCUGUCUGACCGACCAGGAGACAUCCAGUGUGUCAGCUGACCCGUGCAGCCCAACAGGAGCUCCACUAACCAUUUGCUCCAGGGCACAUCGGCAGCAGCUGGUAUCACAGUUGAGGCUGCUGGGAUGUGAACUCGCACGUUUACAUCUGCAUUUUAUUUAUUUCUGAAUUCACUUUUUCAUGUGGAGUUUGGUGAAGUGACACAUGCAGUUAUAGGCUGUUGACUCUUGGCGACCUCUGAACUCUGAAGUCGUAUCAUAACUAACAAUAUGGAGGGAAUAAUUUCAUCCUUUUAGUGACAAUAUCUACAUUGUGUCACACAACAAAAUGACAAUAUUAAUGUUUCUGAAACUGAUGAGCUGAUAGACCAGCAAAGAAAAAGGCUGAACAUCUGUGUCUGACAGGUGUGGUAACAGAAACCUGAUGACAGUCGAAAGACAAAAUCUUUUUUUAAAGCUUCAAUGUCAAAAUAAAUGUGUAGAAAUCAAUAAAGAAAAUAAUAAAAUAAAUAGAAAUAAAAACACAAAAGCAAUAACAGUUUACAUGAGUAAUAAUUCUGUGUGGUUCUUCACAUGACUCGAAGAACUACAGAAUUACAGAAUUUACAUUGUUUAAAAUAAAAAUAAUGUGUUAAAGAUGAUGAAAAAUAGUGUCGUAGUUGUGCUAAGACAGAAUUUGAAUCAAAUUUUUGGUUUUUGACAGUGACGACUGGAGUGUUAACUCUGUUUAAUCAUCAUUUACUGAUGGCAUUCAGCUCGGACUCAGACUGAUCUCAGAACUCACCAGAGACUCCGGUUCCUUCUGGUAUUUUCCACAGUUUAUUUUCUAUUUUUUGCUCUAGUCCCUGUCCACAUGGACACGUCGUCACCUCAAAUCGAACUCUAAAUUAAUUUGCAUUUGAUUUUGGAUAUUUGCAUUUUUCCAUUUAUUUUGUCUGAAAUUUGCUUUGAGUUCUGUCUCAACACAAUGUGCUGACCACAGCCACAGUACAUUUUACAUCAGUGAAACAUUCAGCCACCAGAGAGUCAGAUGAGGAUUAUUAUCAGUUCAUCUGAGGGAACUGCACAGAUGAGAGAAAUCAUCCUAAUAUUGAUCGACAUCACCUCUGCAAUUGAUCAGUUAAAAUUUACUCCUGAUUUGAACAGAUUUUAUUCUGUAUAUCACAUGGUUCAGUGAUUUAAACCGUAAUAAGAUUAUGAUCUGUGUGCAAACUGAAUUGUCGCAGGUUCGAUCCCUGCUGCAGUAGAAGUGCCCUGGAGCAAAAACAAAAGAAAUAAAAUCUACCUGCAAACUCAUUUUACAUGAAAAUAUGGAUGUUUCCAGUUUUAUUUCAAGGUGAGAGUUUCAGUCUGCUGAGGAGGGAAGAAGAGCUGCAGAUCAAACAGACUAAUGAAGCCGUCUUUUCCCCUCAGCAUCACAGAGAGGAAACAUCACACUGUAUAUUUUAAUGCACCAGACUGCAGUUUGUUCAGAGCUCAGUUUACGGGAGUUUGACCUCACUUUGUUGUUUUAUUAGUUGAGUGGUUACAGUCAGCGCAGAGCGGAGGAGUGUAUUUAAUAUAGAUGAUUGUGUUUGCUGUUGUAAUUUAUAUAUGGCUGUAAUUUCAGUUGUAAAUGUUUUUUUGUUUUUUUUAAGAAAACACAAAAAUAAAAGACUGAGUCUGAAA
Messenger RNA from Seriola aureovittata, 7566 nucleotides. RefSeq names its product DENN domain-containing protein 4B-like. Gene Ontology annotation, biological process: regulation of Rab protein signal transduction. Gene Ontology annotation, cellular component: cytoplasmic vesicle. Gene Ontology annotation, molecular function: protein binding. Bases 276 to 4826 code for a protein of 1516 amino acids. The transcript is spliced from 29 exons. The record is from RefSeq and is a predicted model, not a curated record. Lineage: Eukaryota; Metazoa; Chordata; Actinopteri; Carangiformes; Carangidae.